Molecule: messenger RNA, 1688 nt
Organism: Panicum virgatum (switchgrass)
Lineage: Eukaryota; Viridiplantae; Streptophyta; Magnoliopsida; Poales; Poaceae
Product: pyrrolidone-carboxylate peptidase-like
Exons: 5
Coding region: 772-1437 (221 amino acids)
Biological process (GO): proteolysis
Cellular component (GO): cytosol
Molecular function (GO): pyroglutamyl-peptidase activity
Source: RefSeq, a predicted model, not a curated record
GGAUGGCUGUUCGGUCCUGCUGCUCUCAUGUGGGGAAUUAUUCAAUUUCGCUUGGUAGAACGGGGAGAAAUCCCAGUGUUAUUAUGUAUGGGUUCUGAGGUCUAGUCAUCGAUGAUGGUGGCGGCGGCUUGGGCUGGCACGCUGCUACAAACCUGCGCUGCUACAGACCUGCACUGCUACAGGUCUAAGAAUCACGCGACGAGAACAGAAAUUAGCUUGCGUUAUUUCUCUGUGUUUCCAUGCUUAGCUGUUCGGGCAAUCGAACUCGCUGAGGGUGAGCUCCGGUUAAAGAUAGAAAAAAUGGGUGGCCACCCAUUCAAGUCGUGGCUUUUAUCAUUAUAAGUUUCAGACUCUGGGCGACGUCUGAGUCAGAGUCCCUUGCAGGAUGGCUUUGCCGCUCCGUGGCGUCCUGCCUAUCACACAACUAACCAAAUACCUGAUUAUAUCUUUCUUUUUUUCUGUCACUUGUUGAUAUAAGCUGGUGGUUAGGACCACAUUUGGCAACUUUCAUCCGUCCCAUAAUUAAAUUCCUUCUGGGCAACGGCAUUGCUGAAUGACAUGUAUUAUUAGCUUGCUUAGCACAGCCCACAUGUUGGAUGUGUGAGUGUGAAUGCAUUCAUGCUGUGCAGUUGCAGCAACUAUCUGCAGUACGUACCUCAACAAACAUGUUUUCCCCCUUCAGACUGCAGUACCUUGACAUAUAUUAGCCGGGCUCUGUCCAGGUCGUCCGCCAGAGCCAGUUUUGCUGAUCAACGUUGCAUAACAGGAUAGAUGGGUUCCGAGGGGCCUUCUCCCGUCACCGUUCAUGUGACCGGAUUCAAGAGGUUCCAUGGAGUUGCAGAAAACCCGACCGAGAAAAUCGUGCGCAAUCUCCGGUCCUUUGUGGAGAAGAGAGGGCUGCCCAAGGGACUUGUGCUUGGAAGCUGCACUGUCCUUGAGGCGGCCGGGCAGGGCGCACUAGGUCCACUGUAUGAAUUGUUGGAGUCAACUGUACAGGACCGGGAAUAUGGAACACUGAAUCAAGAGCAAGUAAUUCUGCUCCAUUUUGGAGCCAACAGUGGUUCACUUAGGUUUGCUCUUGAGAAUCAAGCUGUUAAUGAAGCUACUUUCCGUUGCCCUGAUGAGCUAGGAUGGAAACCACAGAGGGUUCCUAUCAUGUCAUCUGAUGGAAGCAUCUUGCAUGCAAGACAGACUACACUGCCAGUGAAGGAAAUAAGCAAAUAUCUCCAACAAAUGGGAUACGAUGUGACACCUUCAGAUGACGCUGGUCGAUUUGUGUGCAACUAUGUCUAUUACCACUCUCUUAGGUUUGCAGAGAAACAUGGCAUCAGGUCACUCUUCGUUCAUUUCCCCCUCUUCUCGGCAAUUGAUGAGGAAGUUCAGAUGCAAUUUGUUGCUUCCCUUCUUGAAGUCCUCGCUUCCUUAAAAUCACAGUAAUCUAAUGGUAUAGAUCUGUCCACUUCCAAUGGUGUAUUGUUCCCAAUUUACAAGUGGUGUGAAUAAGAAUGAGUAAUCAUUCAUUGCAUUAUGUGUGCUCCAAAAUGUGUAUAAAAAACUAUCUUAGAAAGCAUGUCCAUGUGGUCCUGAUGUCCAAAUAUCCAAAUGGAUCAUGUGUGCAUGUUCUCAGAGCUAAUGUUUCACUGCCUGAUGCUAUUCAGCACUUGUGUAUUUCCUCAUUAUGAACAACA